AUGUUCGCCGGCGGCGCGGACGGCGGCAACGGCCACCUUCUUCCGCGGCCGCGCAGGGCGCGGCGCGGCGGAAUGGGGUCUCCCACGGGGCAGGCGGCCUCGGUGCCCACGCCGCCGCCCUGCACCGACUACGACAUGGCCUACUUCAAGGCGUACUCCCACAUCGGCGUCCACGAGGAGAUGCUCAAGGACCAUGUGAGAACCAGUACUUACAGAAAUGCUAUCAUGCAUCACCAGGAUUUAAUUUCAGGAAAAGUUGUGUUGGAUGUGGGCUGUGGCACUGGUGUGCUUUCUAUAUUCUGUGCUUUUGCUGGUGCCACUCGGGUCUAUGCAGUUGAUGCAAGUGAUAUUUCCUUACAGGCUAUGGAAAUUGUGAGAGAAAAUGAGUUGUCUGACAAAGUCAUCGUUAUGCAUGGCCGAAUUGAGGAUGUCGAAAUUGAAGAAAAAGUUGAUGUCAUCAUAUCUGAAUGGAUGGGCUAUAUGCUUCUAUAUGAGAGUAUGCUGGGGAGUGUAAUCUUUGCGAGAGAUAAAUGGCUUAAACCAGGGGGUCUUAUUCUUCCGUCACAUGCAUCGCUUUACUUGGCACCUAUUACAAAUUCUCAGAGAUAUCAGGAUAGUGUUUACUUCUGGCAAGACGUGUAUGGUAUAAAAAUGUCUUCUAUGAUCCCUCUUGCAAAACAAUGUGCAUUCAUGGAGCCAUCUGUUGAGACAAUUAGUGGAGAGAAUGUCCUGACGUGGCCAACAGUGGUGGCACAGGUGGAUUGUUAUACCAUACAAGCUCUGGAACUUGAAACUAUUACUGCUACAUUUAAAUAUACAUCAAUGUUGCAAGCUCCAUUGCAUGGUUUUGCAUUUUGGUUCGAUGUUGAGUUUAACGGACCAGUGCGCCAGAAAUCCAAGAAGCAAGCGAACCAAUCCUUGGAUGCACAAAAUGCCACCCCAAGCAAUAAAAAGAAAAAGGCAGAUGUCUCUAUUGUUCUGUCAACUGCACCUGAGGAUGCACCCACUCACUGGCAGCAGACCCUACUGUACUUAUUUGAACCUAUCGAGUUAAAGAAAGAUCAGAAUAUUGAGGGCUCUGUCACCAUAUCUCAGAGCCAGCAACAUGCUCGGUUCCUAAAUAUCUGCCUGAAAUAUUUUACUGGAGACCAAUGGUAUGUUAAAGAAUCCGUGAUGAAAUAAUACGGGGGUUUACUUCAAGACUGAAUUGUACAGGGUGCGUUUUUGCUGUUCUUGUGCAUGCUGAAGCUUGCAAUUUUGGAGCAUUCUUGACCAGAGAGUGACAUGCUGACAUCCUGAUGGUAAAUUGAUCAAACAUGCAGUGUCUUUUGGGUCCUAGUUGGAGGGCUGGAAUUUUGUAGGAAACAAACUACUCUAAAAUUCUUACAGAAAUCGUUUAGUUGCUAUCAAGCUUAGUUUAUGCCCCCUCUUUUUUCCUUGAAAAAAUGACGGACUUGAUUAGCUAACAGUAGGUUUUCCUGUUAAGCAUGGCUUAUCUCAUUUUGAUGACCCUUUCAAUCUUUUUAGAUUAGAUUGCUACUUAGAUUGUUCCAUUCUUUGUAUGAACAAUUGCCAACAUUCAUACCGCCUUUGAGAGGCUAUAACAUCAGACGGCGUGAUUUUCCA
Messenger RNA from Oryza brachyantha (malo sina), 1626 nucleotides. RefSeq names its product probable protein arginine N-methyltransferase 6.2. Gene Ontology annotation, biological process: peptidyl-arginine methylation. Gene Ontology annotation, molecular function: protein-arginine N-methyltransferase activity. NCBI's taxonomy places the organism in Eukaryota, Viridiplantae, Streptophyta, Magnoliopsida, Poales, Poaceae. The coding region runs from base 1 to 1182 and encodes 393 amino acids. The record is from RefSeq and is a predicted model, not a curated record. The transcript has 13 exons.